This is a messenger RNA of Onychostoma macrolepis, 2209 nucleotides long. RefSeq names its product myelin basic protein-like. The record is from RefSeq and is a predicted model, not a curated record. Bases 213 to 608 code for a protein of 131 amino acids. Lineage: Eukaryota; Metazoa; Chordata; Actinopteri; Cypriniformes; Cyprinidae. Gene Ontology annotation, molecular function: structural constituent of myelin sheath. The transcript is spliced from 4 exons.
GCCCCACCCCACUGAAUAACACAGCACUACCUAAAAGCAGGAAGUAGCUACGUUAGUGGAUCAUCCAUCCAAACCACAUGCAGCUGAAACAGAAAAACAAAGCCUACAAAAUUAUAUUUUGGGCAGAUGUGGAUUUUUUUAUGUACUGCUGAGGCGAGCAGCCGAAACUUGUAAUCUACACAUCGCGUGGACGCGUUUGGGCAAACAAGAGCAUGGGGCUGCAUCUUGGAAAACAUGAGCAACUUACCGUUCCCAAGGGAUCAUCAACAGAAUCUGAACCCAUCCCGACAGACUCACCGGAGUCUCAAGAUGAGGUAUUUGGACUGGGGGAGGCGGACCUCAACCAGAACAAUGGGUGCUCCAGCAAGAGUCCAGUGGUGACUGACUCCAUGAACGCAGCAGUAGAUCACAGCAGCUGGAACCAUCCGAGCACAGCCGACCCUAAUGCCUCAGGGCUCCGCCCCCACUUGGUCCGCCUCUUUUCUCGAGAUGCCCCAGGUCGCGAGGACAACACCUUCAAAGACCGCCCCUCGGAGUCUGAUGAGCUGCAGACCAUCCAGGAGCACGGCGGAGCUGGCUCAGAGUGCGAUUCUGAGUGUGCAGAGUAGGACCUAAAGUAGAUUUGCUCUUUGCCCUCUCUUUCCUCACACCUAUUUUGGAAACAAAAAAAUAGAAAGCACCGCUGCAGAGAUUAAAGCUAACACUUAGCAUGGCAUCUGCAAGCUCUUCGCAGUCAACAUUCAGGCUGGGUCGCAGUAAGAAGAAUCCUACUGUUAUGGAUCAGAUCGGAAAGUUCUUUGGAGGGGAUAAAAAGAAGAAGGGAAAGGUGAGGAUUGAGCAGGCAUUCAGAGUUCUCCACAUGAGCCUUUACUACUGUUCUAUUUGCGUGAAUUUAUCUUGACCUGAAAUUAUUGUUUGAUUCCGAGAUCACCACCAGUAAAUGAGUUGCGUGUGAUUUUUCUUUUUUUAUUGACUUUUAUCUCUUUAUCUCUUAAGUUUAUUACACAUUGCUGUCAUAUAGUAUCCAGUAUUGAAUAAAGCUGCAAUUUGUUAUAGGAUUUUACUGUGAUUCAGGGAUUCAGCACACAGUGUGAUGUUUAUAAACAACAUAACUUUUAGCUUUUAUAAAAUGUUUAAAUGUAUUCGAAAUGCCUGUGUAACAAAAUUAAGUGUUUUUAUGACUUUUCACUGACAGCAACUGCAACGUUGAAAAGUUUGGUAGUAAUCAGAAAAGAUGGUACAUAUAGCAUAUUGUACAAGGAGUGGUACUAUGUCUCAAUCUGGAUGUUUAUGUUGGCAAAGAGAAUUUUCACAUAUCUAUGACAUUUUCUUAUACAGUAUGUGACCGAUAAAUAUUUUAUAUUUUAUAGCCAUUUUCAACAUCAUGGUGUUAAGGGAGCACCUCAGGGUUUUUCAUGGUACAGACGGAGGCCAUUACUGAUCAGGGGUGCGUUUCCCAAAAUCAACUAUGGUCGCAAGUUCCGUCGUUACCAAUAGAGUUCAGUGGAACUAACGACCAUAGUUAGCUAACAAUGCUUUUGGGAAACGCACCCCAGUUUGGUUUCUAAAAUGAAUUUGCGUGGUUUUGGAAAUUAUAUUUAAUGUUUGUUAUGCUUGUGAAAUUAUGCAAUUUCUAGAGCCUUAACUUUUAAGAAAAGAGGGAGAUAAAUAUUUUUGUUCUAAAAUCAAGAUAUUUAAGCUGUUAGGUGACACACACCAAAGUUGGGAAACUCUUUUGCUUUGUGGGAAAAUGUGAAAUGAGAUCUCGAUUAUGUAAGUUUCUAUUUGUGACCUUAUAUUUAAAGUGCCAUAUGAUGGUUAAAAUGUAACGUUUCAGAAUUACUGACUUGUGCAGUGUGUAACAUUUUGAUUAACUAGUUUUAAUAUAGCUAAAAGUUUUGUGGGGAAAAUAAUGUUAAAUAAUGUGACAAAGAGAUUGAGAUGUCAUAGUUCCAGUUGUAUAAUAAUUGUGUUGCUGCUUUAACCAGAUUUUUCAAACAUGCCUCAGGUUAACUCAUCUCUCUUAUGUAACCAUGUGAUCUUUUAAGUGUUAGUGCCUCACUAGUAACCCCUAUAGAUUUGUGUCCCAUUUGUAACAACAACAGCUUGUGUAACCUACAUAUUCUGGAACAACCCUGAAGAUGUUCCUUAGCCUGAUCCUGUCCUGAGCUUUUUGACAUUUGCUUAAUUAAAAUGUAUGUAACAUGAA